GAGUUAAGGUGCGCGGUACCUGUGGGAGGCGCUCGGUAGCGGCAGCAGUUCGAGGAGGCUGAGGACCGCCUGUUUGGUUUAGGUUUCACACUCAUUCAAACUGUCCACGGUUCACCACAUCUCAUCUGCAUAAUCCUGAGGUCGUUAUCAGUGUUUCAGGUGUGGAAUUCAAGAAUGCAUGAUUGCGGCUGAUGAGCUGCUGGAAAAGGAUUAACAGGUUUUAAUUGCUCAACCUUUGAUCUGCCCACCUUUGCUCUCUCUUACCACUUUCUGCUGAGAAAUACACAGCUAAACACAAUUGUCUGCUUAAGGUGCAGUGCUGAGAAUGUGUGCUUGCUGAAUAUCCCACCUGCGUGCAUCCACUUGUUUUUUGCCUCUCGUUUGGGUUUUGUCCCGUCUUUUGCUUUCAUUCUUCUGUAACAAAGCACCCACCAUGUCACAGCCACCUGAAGCAGAGCCUGUUACUGUGGUACCAGCAGAACCAGCAACAACUACUGAGCCAGCAUCUGCCACAACACCUAGAACUUCAUUCUGGAGGGAAAGGAGAAAAAUCCCAGAGAGGACAGAUGAGUUCCUGCUGGCCAGGCUUCAGGGUGAUGGAGUGAGAUAUAAAGCCAAGCUCAUUGGUGUGGAUGAUGUUCCAGAAGCCAGAGGAGAUAAAAUGUGUCAGGAUUCCAUGAUGAAACUGAAGGGCAUGGCGAUAGCUGCUCGUUCUCAAGGCAAGCACAAACAAAGAAUAUGGGUGAACAUCUCUCUAACAGGAAUCAAAAUUGUUGACGAGAAAACUGGGGUGAUUGAGCAUGAACAUGUGGUGAAUAAGAUCUCAUUCAUUGCUCGCGAUGUCACUGAUAACCGGGCGUUUGGAUAUGUUUGUGGAGCAGAGGGGCAGCACCAGUUUUUUGCUGUUAAGACAGCUCAGCAGGCUGAGUCUCUGGUCACUGAUUUGAAGGAUCUGUUUCAGCUGAUAUUCAAUAUGAAGAAGAAAGAGCAGGAGGCUGCACAGAAGGGUGAAGGAAAUAGCACCGUGACUGAGAAUGGUGGUGAUGCUUUACUCACCUUGGAUGGUCAAGAAAAUGCUGUAAAAACUGUAGAGCAAAUGGACCUGUUUGGUGAUAUGUCCACUCCACCUGACAUUCACUCUCCGACGCCUGAGAGUGUUCUGCUCCUUGACUUUGCUUUUGUGAUUGAUGGCAAACAAGGAAAUCCUUUCAUCUCAUACCCAUCCCGUCUCUCCAAUACACCAGAUGACAAACCUGUUUCAUCCAUAUCAGAUCUUUUCCUGACUUAUAGUACCGAUCCCUUCAGUGAUGAUCCCUUUUCUUCCUUGAAUGAUCAAUCAGAUUCCAUGUUCUCUUCCAAAAAUGAGUCAGCUCUUUCUAGUUUCCUUUUGAAUGGGCCAGAUUUGCAGCAAAGCCUGAGUGAAGACUCCUCUUCAAACAGUCAGCAGGUUAAUGGACUGUCCAAUGACCAGUUGUCACAUGAAAGCAAAGUAAACCAGCUUCCUUUGAGCGAUCUGAAUGACAGCAAUUCCCCGUUUAGCCAGAAUCCUUUUUUGAGAGCCACAAUAAACAACCCACCAAUCUUAAAUGGGUUAUACAAAUCAGGUCCUCCUGUUCUCCAAACCCAUCUUAGUUAUAGAUCAAGUAAAUCAGUGGAAUGGUUUCAAACCAACCUGCCAAAUUCUGUUCAAAAUGGAGGCUUGAUGGUCCUUUGCCCCCCACCUCAAAGCUCGAAAACUGGAUACAUGCGGAGGAGAGAGAAGUCACCUGGAAAUAAUCUGUUUGGAGCUGAACUUUUUGCUCCACCAGCCCAGAAUGAGUCUCAGACCUCAAAUCAGACCUCAUCCAUUCCAGCAGAUUUAUUCAACACCACAACAUCCUCCACCGUCAAUGCCCUUGGGUCAUUGUCUCUGGGCUCUACUUCUGUCACUCAGACUCCUGGGACAGCUCCAUCUCUGUGGAGUCAGACUCCCACAAUGUUUCCUCCUCAGGGUGGUGUUCCUCAAGUAACAGUUCCAGUACAGCCAAACUCUUUUCCUCAACCACCUGCCUUUGGAGGCCUACCUGCACCCGCAUGGGGGCAGCAAGGGGUUUCCCCUUUUGGUCCACCAGCUGUCACUCAAGCCUGGGGUCAACCAGGAACUGCAGCACCUGGUGGUGCCUGGUCCACCUCUUGUCCUGUGGCAAGCCCUUUUGCAAACCAAUUUGCUCCCAUGAUGCCUCCUAAUGCAAUGAUGGGUAUGCAGCAGAGUGCUGUAGUUCCUCCUCGACCUCCACCCCGUCCUCCUGUGAAGGAAGAUCCCCCAAUGGUCAAAAGCGCCUUUACAGCUUUGGACCCCCUAGGGGAGAAAGAGAAGAAGACUGGAAAAGAUAUGUUCAAAAAUUUCCAGAUGGUUAAGCCCCAGAAAGCAGAAGAAGGAACUGGUCCGGGCACCAAUGGCUCAUUUGACCAUUACUUUUCCAGCAAGGUUGGCUUGGCUCAGGAGGUGGCAGAUCAUGAUGACUUCGACAUAAACCAAAUCUCAGUUAACUCAAAUGGGACCUCCAAACUUGCUCCUCAGCAGUCUCCUCCUACUCGGGGAGUACCUCAGGGAGCAGGUCUGACUCCGACCCUGGCCCAAGCCACAGGGCUUUUGGAUGCUGCCUUCACUCCUAAUCCAGCCCCUGCACCCACAGCAGGCUCCAACCUCUUUGAUGACACUUUUGGAACUAUCCCUUUUGGAGCACCUCCCAUGAAUACAAGCACUCCAGCCACUCAGACUGCUGCCCUUGCAGAUGCUUUUGGAGACCCGUUUGGGGGAAAUCCUUUUGCCUGAGAAACUUUAGCACUGUUGUACACUCCCACUGAUCCAGUGCUACUGAGCCGGGGGACCACACAAGCACUGUAGGGUUACGAUCAGCAUUCUACUACUGGGAAAAGAAAUGUGCUCGUAAAACCCUUUUUGUUGUAUUCUGUGCUGCACUGUUCUCAUUCCCACUAUAUAUCUGCUGUAGCCUCUCUUUAUGUGCCUUUCUAACUGAUCACAGGUCAGCCCUUCUUCUCCAGCCCAUUCAAAUGAACCCAUUUCAAUCCCAAGUCACUCAUGAAAUAAGAUGCACAGUUAAAGUAGAGAAGGAGAGGGAAUAAAAGAUGAUGAACGUUUUUGCGCACAUGAUUUUUCUGUAUGAAAGUAUCCCAAGCAUUUAUGAUGAAGUAAAAGUGCUUAAUCCUAAUGAUUUGUCAUUAAAGAAAGUUAGUAAAUA
Molecule: messenger RNA, 3242 nt
Organism: Cyprinus carpio (common carp)
Lineage: Eukaryota; Metazoa; Chordata; Actinopteri; Cypriniformes; Cyprinidae
Product: DAB adaptor protein 2
Biological process (GO): positive regulation of endocytosis; negative regulation of canonical Wnt signaling pathway; receptor-mediated endocytosis
Cellular component (GO): plasma membrane
Source: RefSeq, a predicted model, not a curated record